Messenger RNA from Pseudovirgaria hyperparasitica, 682 nucleotides. RefSeq names its product DUF1690-domain-containing protein. The transcript is spliced from 3 exons. The record is from RefSeq and is a predicted model, not a curated record. Lineage: Eukaryota; Fungi; Ascomycota; Dothideomycetes; Acrospermales; Acrospermaceae. Bases 92 to 655 code for a protein of 187 amino acids.
CGGCCCAGAAACGCCAAGCCUUCUGACAGCAACCUUAGUCCUUCUUUUCGCCGUUCCGCAGUCCUCCAAACUGUCCAUCACAACCGCAAACAUGGGUCAAACGGGGUCGAAAGAGUCUCCUGCAGCGAAUCAGCAUGUCUUCAAAGCUGAAGGACCGGUGAGCUUCAGUAACGAGCUUAUGCAGUCGUUGCAAAGCAGCUCCCAAUCCGACACGACCCGCGCGAAACAGAUCGAACUCCACAUCCAGAACCGCGUAGCCGCCGAACUAGAAAAGCUCCAAUCGCAAGCAUCGUCCGCCCUCAAGUCUGCACAAGAAUCCAUCUCGAAAGAAGAGCCCUCGGCCGACUCGUCCUCAUCCCUCACCGAGAAGUUGUCCGAUGCCGUGACGAGCAAAUCCACACUCGACGAGAAGGAGCGCCAAAAGAACAUGAGCAGCAACACAGUCUCGAAGGAGAUCGACCAGUUACGGAAAACGCUUGAUGCCCGAAAGAAGCUGGAGAAGCCCGAUGAAGCAGUGGAGAAGACAAAGGAGUCUUUGGUGCAUUGCUUAAGGGUCAACGACCGGAGGCCACUGGACUGCUGGCAGGAGGUCGAGGCCUUCAAGAAAGAGGUGGGAAGACUGGAACGGGAUUUUGUCGAGAGGACAGUUCGGUAGGCACUCGAAGCGUGAUUUUUGCUUCCA